AUGGCCGACGACCAGCGUGAGAGCAGAACAUCAUCUCCUCCUACCACGAAUACUGACAGGAAAGAGCGAGAUUCGUCCAGAGGCCAAGACCGCAGACGCAGCAGAUCGCCCCGGAGAGACAGAGAUAGACGGGAAGAUCGACCUCGGCGCAAAGACGGAGGCUUCAAAUGGAAAGAGAAGCGUCGAGACGACGACGACGACUCCAGACGAGACCGCGAUUCGGGACUUCAGCGAGGCUACAAAGACCAUUAUCGACCACGGCCACGAUCUCGAUCACGAACGCCGCCCCCGCGGCCACGUUCGCCCAGGGCGCACGAUAGGGAGCGAGGGACAAAGAGCGAGAAUGCGGGUUCGAAGCGGUCGGAUGACCGAAACGGCAAGCAAGAGAGAAAGGAGAAGAAGGAGAGAAGGGCUGCCCCUGCGGCCCCGCCACAACCCAUGAUCAUUGUCUACGUCAAUGACAGACUGGGGACGAAGCAGGCGAUACCAUGCUAUCCCACAGAUCCUAUUAAGGACUUCAAGGUCAUUGUCGCAUCGAUGAUUGGCCGAAAGCCUCAUGAGAUCCUCCUGAAACGACAAGGCGAAAGACCGUUCAAAGACCAACUGACGUUACAAGACUACGGCGUCAGCAACAAUGUCCAACUUGACCUUGAGGUGGAUACAGGGGAUUGA
This is a messenger RNA of Capronia coronata CBS 617.96, 672 nucleotides long. RefSeq lists its product as uncharacterized. Gene Ontology annotation, biological process: mRNA splicing, via spliceosome; protein modification process. NCBI's taxonomy places the organism in Eukaryota, Fungi, Ascomycota, Eurotiomycetes, Chaetothyriales, Herpotrichiellaceae. Bases 1 to 672 code for a protein of 223 amino acids. The transcript has 2 exons. Gene Ontology annotation, cellular component: nucleus; cytoplasm. The record is from RefSeq and is a predicted model, not a curated record. Gene Ontology annotation, molecular function: protein tag activity.